Molecule: messenger RNA, 751 nt
Organism: Suncus etruscus (white-toothed pygmy shrew)
Lineage: Eukaryota; Metazoa; Chordata; Mammalia; Eulipotyphla; Soricidae
Gene: PDZD11
Product: PDZ domain containing 11
Exons: 7
Coding region: 162-584 (140 amino acids)
Biological process (GO): maintenance of epithelial cell apical/basal polarity; neurotransmitter secretion; protein localization to basolateral plasma membrane
Cellular component (GO): synapse; basolateral plasma membrane; cell-cell junction
Molecular function (GO): protein binding
Source: RefSeq, a predicted model, not a curated record
AAUAUCCGGUUCCGGCUCUGGUUCCCAGCUCGAAUUCGCUGGGAGCGAGCGACCUGUGGGCCGGUGGAGCUUUGCGGACCGAAGACUUGAGAGUUUUGCCGCUUGUUGGCCACUGAAGUCAGGCAGACGACAGGGUAGAGACUGAAAGGGCCCUAUCCGAGAUGGAUGGCCGGAUUCCUUAUGAUGACUAUCCAGUGGUUUUCCUGCCUGCUUAUGAGAAUCCUCCAGCAUGGAUUCCUCCUCAUGAGAGGAUAUACCACCCAGACUACAAUAAUGAAUUGACUCAGUUUCUACCUCGAAUUGUCACACUGAAGAAGCCCCCUGGAGCUCAGUUGGGAUUUAACAUCCGUGGAGGAAAGGCAUCUCAGUUGGGCAUCUUCAUCUCCAAGGUGAUUCCUGACUCUGAUGCACAUCGAGCAGGACUUCAGGAAGGAGACCAAGUUCUAGCUGUGAAUGAUGUGGAUUUCCAAGAUAUUGAACACAGCAAGGCUGUUGAUAUCCUGAAGACAGCCCGAGAAAUAAGCAUGCGUGUUCGCUUCUUUCCCUACAAUUAUCAUCGCCAAAAAGAAAGGACUGUGCACUAGCAUUGAAACCUUCAGCCUUCCACAUGGAAUCUUCUAGAACAAGCUAGCUUGACCCUGGGGAACACUCAGGAAACUACUCUCAGUCUCUCCAUUAUAUAGUUGAAUGGGGAGGUUGGGAAACAGUGAAGCCCUUAUACUAAGAUAACUAAAUAAUUUCAUUACCCAAA